Molecule: messenger RNA, 5286 nt
Organism: Vitrella brassicaformis
Lineage: Eukaryota; Vitrellaceae
Source: the annotation of a GenBank genome assembly
CCAAGGAGAUGCCGCCACGUGGUCGGUUGCAGCGUCCUGCAAAGAAGCGUACGCCCCUGGUGCACACGCUCACCAUCGACAAGAAUCGCAGAUCCACUGUCGGCAGCAAGCGGAGCACUCACACAUCGGUCCCUGCUGAUUUCGGCAGUGCAAGGAACCUCCGAUGGCUGGUUGAGAGCGGCAGAGGGGCGAAGGGGCGGCAUUCAACUCGUCAGCUAGGACCAGAGGCGCCUCUCUGGGUGGAUGUGGUGUUUGGGGCGCUGGUUGUGGUCAACUCCAUUCUUAUCGGCGCGGAGACCGACCUUAAUAGAGAGUGAGCCCCGCUCGCUGCUCUGAGUCGAAAUCUGUGUCUGUCUCGUGUGUGCUCUCUACCUACCUAUGCAGUCGUCGUGCGGAUGUGUCGUCGGCUCCCGUCUGGUAUGCGGUUGAGAGCACCUUCCUGGCCGCCUUCUGGCUGGAGGCCAUCAUACGCCUCGCGUGGGGACGGAAGGGCUACUUCAGAGAUGCAUGGAACAGUGAGAACUCACAUAAGAUCGAUAUCGAUUGCAGAUUUAUUGUUAUCUCUCUGCUGCUUGGUCAGUGUUUGACCUUGUGCUGGUGUCUCUGUCAUCUGUACACACGUGGGUAAUCCAUGCCUGAAUGCAUCAGCCCUCUCAUCUCGCCAGCCACGAGUCCGCUUUGUACCCUUUGUCUCACUCAGGUGGUCACCCCGAUGGCCCUUAACGUCCAGCAGAACGCCCUGUCGUGGAUCGUGGUGCUCAGAGCGUUGCGGCUCUUGCGGAUCGCCCGUAUUCUGCGAGUGCUGCGCUUCACGAAGGAGCUGUGGCUGCUGCUGAGGGGCUUCACAGGCUCACUCCGGACGGUCUUUUGGACGUGCCUGCUGGGCGUAAUUGUCAUAUACACAUUCGCUAUAGUGUAUGGUGGGCGGCAGGAGCAGAGACAGAUGCCAUUCAUCCAUAGUGGUUCUGAGAUUGUCUGUCGUUGCCUGUCAGGCUGACUGAGUUUGUGUAUGAUUUCAACGCACUCGAAAGGAACCCUGAGCUGUUUGACCAUUGGGGCACUGUGCUGCGGUCAAUGUGAGUGAUGAGUCAUUUGCACGUGGAUGUUCACAGAGGGCAGCGUUUGAGGCACCUGUCCUGUCACGUGCACGUGUGUGCAGGUUUUCGCUGUUUGUGUUGAUGACGCUCGAGUGGUCAGAGAUGGCUUGCGACCUCAUGCAGGAGCUGCCGUGGGUGUGGGUCAUCCUUCUCGUCUACCUCGCAAUAUCGUCCUUCGCAAUACUCAACCUAGGUACACCGAAUGACUGACUCAUGGCUGAUGUACCUGAUUGUGUGUGUGUGGCUGGGUAAUCAGUUGUGGGCGUGAUAUGCGAGUCGACUCUCUCUGGCGUCAGGUGAGACCAGCAGCGGCCGCGGACACACUCAUUUGGUGCCGUGUGUGCAUUGAUUCAGCUUGUACAAGAGGAAGAGCGUGCCCGUGAGGAGGCCCAGCAGCCUGUGCUCGAGGCGGGACUGCGAGAACUGUCCAGACUCAUGGACACUGACGUAUGUAUGCGGACCUGACAAUGGGAACCAACGAGCACAGACACACAUUUGACCCACAGACGCUUUGUGUCUCGUCUCUCUCCCGGACAGGACGAUGGCUGGCUGACUAAAGAGGAGCUGCGCAACGGCCUAAAGAGCAAGCUUGUAAUCGCACGCAGAAUUGUGCGGCAUUGGUCGAUCGCUCUGUGUGUCUGCUACCAUUACUCUCAUGCUGCAGGUGGUGAAGCGUCUCCGCAAUUUGGCGGAGGGCAUGGAUCCCGUGCAGCUCCUCUCCAUACUCAACGCCGAAUUCGACCAACGGUACCAUACACACACAAUCGCGUCAAUGUACUCAUUGCAUGCGAUCAAAAAUGUACGUCUUCCAGGCUCUCGUCUCCCGAAUUUGUCAACAGCAUCGUCAGAAUGCUCUCAGAGGUACGUGCACACCGACGGAACACAGACGGACACGGCCAAUGGGUGGGUCUGCAGGCCAAGAGCAUGGGCCUGCUGCUGCUAUUGACACACUCACGUGCCAUCAAGCUAAGGAUCCUGCACAUCGAGAAGAGCAUCGGCAAAUUCGCAGAACACGUGACGCGAGACGUGAGUGAGCCAAUGCGAACAAACACGUCAUCUUUCUCCAUGCGGAAUGCAGCGACGCGCAUUUGUUUGUCUGGUCAGCUUCUGCCCCACUUCGAGAUGCCAAUUGGCUUCUUCGAGGAUACUUGGAGAGAAAACAAGCGCGCGUCUCACAGGCACUCAACCACUCGUGCGUCCCGGCAGCCGAGAGAAGGCCGGCGAUCCGCUAGGCAGUCGGUGCAGGGAGAGGUAUAGCCACCAGCACACAUACACACACUACAUUCCUGCCAUUCCUGCUACUAUCUGUCAUGUCCAGAGAGCCGCUAUGCCUGGGCCCCUGCAAAAGAAGAGGAAGACCAAAAAGCCGAGGAAAAGACACUUCGCUCAACGAACUGCGACACCGAAGGCCGCUCAGCCGAGAGACGAGUCCCCGCCACAGGCGGAAUUUCUGCCUUGGACACUUCGGCGUGUGCGCUCUGACGACGUGUUCGUGGCGAGCUUCGAGCAGCCCGUGACGUCCGCUGAUGAGCAACGAAAGGAAGAAAAACACGAUCCACAUGGAAAGAUGCGGGCAUUCGGACGAGCCAGCCUGCCUGACGUCCCAACGUUCGGCCUGCAAAAGAGCCUGUUCGAGACACAAGGAGGGCCCGCAGCGACAGUGACGCCUCUCCGGGCGCUGCACCGGCCACCAGCGCUGGAUGACUCCAGCAUCAGCGUCAGUGUGAGCAGCCAAUCUCGCAGCCUCACGGUCAUGACCCCUCAGCUGGGCAAUGGGGGGCAGAUGCUGGUACGGGAAGGCAAGACGGACAGCCGGCGAUCCAUCCCCUCCACGCCCACGCCACAUCCGGAGAUGCCUAUGUCUCCAACUGCUUUAUCCAUGGUCACGAUCCCUCGGUUCCAGUCGGCCACGUCACAUAGGGCAGUCAGCAGACGAGAGAGAGACAGAGACGGCUCUGCGGGUGGGUCUCGGCGCGGGAGCUGGAUACGGUGGGGGAUGGGGGAGGACGGCAGUGAGGGCAGCGGGAGACGAGGGCCUUUCUCACUCAUGGGGUUCUUCCAUCUCAUGAUGAGGCGUCGCGACUCUGCUUCGAGUGAAGGCGUCAGCGGGAUGUUAAGACAGGCAAUCUGCGUCCAUUUGAUGCCGGUGUGUAUGUGUGUCGUGCCAGAGAAGUCUGUAUCGGGGAUCCAGCCGUGCAACAACAACCGACAAGUCCACAGACAAGUCUUACGUGCAGUGGAAGUCCAUGCGUCGGCCUGAACUGGCGCUGAGGAUCGCAUUCUCCCCCAAGUUCGACCUGUUCUUCGGGCUGCUCAUCCUCCUCAAUGCAAGUCUGUCAAGGAGGGGAGCCAAAGGAAUGUGUGUAUGGAUGUCGCCCUGUGGUUUUGGUGGUUGUCGAUCAGUUGUGAUUGGCCUAGAGACGGACUACAAUCCGCAUAAUGGCGGCGAUCAAUGGGGCUGGUACAUCGGAGAGAUGCUGUUCAACGUGAAUUUCAUCAUUGAGUUCGUGAUCCGUUUCUCCGUCUACUCGUGGUACUACUUCCACGAUCUCUCCAACACUUUCGACUUCUUGCUGGUGGUGAGCUGAGGCUGUGGAAGCGGCCGCCACCUCGUCUCAUCCUGCCUGUCUCUCUCUGCGUGUCAGCUGAUUGGUGCAUUGGAUGCAUUUGUGCUGACCUGGGCGGUUGAUGCCGAUGCACUUCGCUUCUUCGGUGUGCUCAGGUAAAAGAUCCGCUGAGAUCUUUGCGAGAAUGACAUCUAUGGCCCGUGUGCAUCAUCAGGGUGGUGCGUUUGCUGCGGCUGGCGCGUGUCAUUCGUCUGUUCAAAAUAUUCAAGGAGCUGUGGCUGCUGCUCGCCGGAUUGAAGACGGCCAUGCGCACACUGCUGUGGCUCAGCAUCAUGCUCGUGCUCAUCCUGUACUUCGCUGCUGUCUUCCUCACCAUAUUUGUCGGUGAGACACCACACACAGAUGAACACAGAGAAAUGUCGGUGUGUGCGUGUCUGGCAAUGCGGUUCAGGCAAGGAGGACUCGUACGAUGACGAGAUUGAGGAUCGAGACGAGCUGUGGGGCACCAUUCCUCGGUCGAUGUUCACCCUCUUCGGUAUCAUGACACUCGACGAGUGGCCCAGAAUCGCACGAGACAUCAUUCAUCUGCAGCCCUGGGUGAGCGAGUGGGCUAACAGAUAUUGAUAGACAGCGUCAGCAAGUGCCCUCCCCUUCUGCAGCUGUCGCCGUUCUUCCCCCUGUACAUCAUGGUCACAUCUUUCGGCAUCAUGAACGUCGUCAUUGGCGUAAGAACUGCACACAGGAGGAGGCACAAAUGCGUCCCUAUCUGGAUGCCUGCAGGUUAUAUGUGAGAACUGUCUGUCGCUCGUCAAGGAGCAGAAUGAGCAGCUUGCCGACAACGAGUCCGAGAGACAGCUGCGGCUGCGAGAGGCACUGCAGCUGCUGUUCAGCAGACUCGAUGAAGAUGUAUGCAUAUGUAGCAUGGGAUGGGCAUCAAAGAGACCCUUUGUGCUGUACGUGUGUGUGCAGAGUGAUGGACUGGUGACGUAUGCCGACCUGAUCCAUUGCAAAGACGACCUGGCGGUGACCUUACCACACAGACCCACCCACGUACAUUCACACAUUUUUCUGACCUCACAGACGCUGGAUUUGAUCAAGCUGAGCGACUCCACCUUCCGUGAGCUGCAGGAGCUCUUUCGCAUCAUGACGGGCCAGGAGAGAGACGACAGGGAAAACGAGACCAUCACCGUUCACGAAUUCACCAGCGCCUUCUUGCGAAUGAAGGAUCACAGCCUCAGCUCGCUGGACUUGCUGACUCUUCUCGGCGGCUCGCGAGAUGUCAAGGCCAUCAUGAGCAAAGUGGUAGACACGAGACAUGCACACACCAGAAGGAAAACAGACAAAAACUCCUUCUACAGGAGAGGAAGCUGGAGCGGCUUGCGAAGUGCCUGUCGCUCUAUCCGACGUUCCGUGAGGCCCUCAAGGGGGAGAUCAGUGCGCUGGCGACGAGGGAACGACAUGAGAAAGAGCUCUUUCUCUCGAGCCAGCUGUCGUCCGACCAGCCAGCGUAUUUCAUAAUCCACGACGACGAGAACGCACCCAUGGGCGGCUUCUUCCCCGCACCACAUACACACGCACCGCCAGCCGCCGCUGACGAUGACCUCCCAACGACGCCCCAGUAG